GUGUGUGUGUGUGUGUAUGUGUCUGUGUGUAUGUGUCUGUGUGUGUGUGUGUGUGUGUGUGUGUGUGUGUGUCAGGCUGAGUGAGGAGCAGACAGCGACGGUGUGUGAAGGCGUUCUGCAGGCGUUGUCUUAUCUUCACUCUCAGGGAGUUAUUCACCGAGACAUCAAGAGCGACUCCAUCCUGCUGACGCUGGACGGGAGGAUCAAACUAUCAGACUUUGGUUUCUGCGCUCAGAUCAGUAAGGAGGUCCCGAAGAGGAAGUCUCUGGUGGGGACUCCGUACUGGAUGGCUCCAGAAGUCAUCUCCAAAACCCCGUACGGGACCGAGGUGGACGUGUGGUCUCUGGGCAUCAUGGUGGUGGAGAUGGUGGACGGAGAGCCGCCAUAUUUCAGCGACACGCCGAUCAGCGCCAUGAAGAAGCUGAGAGACCAAGCAGCACCUAGCAUCAAGAACAUCAGCAGGGUGUCUCCCGUGUUGAAGGACUUCCUGGACUGCAUGUUGACCCGGGACCCUCAGCAGCGCUCGACCGCCUCUGACCUACUCCAGCACCCGUUCCUGCUGCAGGCCGGCUUGCCGCGCUGCCUGGCGCCACUGGUGGAGACUUACCGCCAACGCACGCCGCUCAGCUGACCCCGCAGACGCACGCCACAGACGCACGCCGCUCAGCUGACCCCGCAGACGCACGCCGCAGACGCACGCCGCAGACGCACGCCGCUCAGCUGACCCCGCAGAUGCACGCCGCAGACGCACGCCGCUCAGCUGACCCCGCAGACGCACGCCGCUCAGCUGACCCCGCAGACGCACGCCGCUCAGCUGACCCCGCAGAUGCACGCCGCAGACGCACGCCGCUCAGCUGAAAGUGCUGUAUUGUUUGAC
Sander lucioperca (pikeperch) is the source of this 877-nucleotide messenger RNA. RefSeq names its product serine/threonine-protein kinase PAK 6-like. The record is from RefSeq and is a predicted model, not a curated record. The transcript has 4 exons. Gene Ontology annotation, cellular component: cytoplasm. Gene Ontology annotation, biological process: regulation of MAPK cascade; protein phosphorylation; intracellular signal transduction. Gene Ontology annotation, molecular function: protein serine/threonine kinase activity; ATP binding. Bases 17 to 631 code for a protein of 204 amino acids. Lineage: Eukaryota; Metazoa; Chordata; Actinopteri; Perciformes; Percidae.